AGCUCUCAGUCAGGCACGACAGCUCUGCGACACUACGGGGCCACCCACCAGUACAAACAUGAACGAGCCAAUCAAAACUGAGUUGGUUGAGCUCCAAUUUAAUAGCGUGUGUUUUUACAAAAAUAACUUAUUACGUGGCAACUUGUGGGCUUUGCAAAUACAUCAAGUCAUACACUGUUUUUGAUACACUAUUAUAUACCGAAAGAAAGAAUGCUCUUUGUGUUUCUUGUCUUCUUGGGCCACACAUGAAUGGAAUGGAGAGGGAAAAAAAGACCCGAUUUUUAUUGUAUUUUUCAUAUUUUUAUGGCGAGGGAGUGAUUUAGCAUUCAAACAGGGGUGUUCAAACUGUUUCUAUUCGCCGCAAAAGUGAGCACACCGUGUGCCCGUUGAAAUGUUCGCAGUUGCGACAGCACUUUUGGGUGAUUUCCAAACAUCUUUGGAAACUGCUGUCAAAACCUUUCUGACCUCAGCGCAACUCCUGCUUUAGUCCCAACAUUUAAAAGAGUCAAGUCCCGUUUGAACUCACGACCUCCUUUUGAAAGGAAUUAAAGCGAUGGUGACGACAUUUUCCCUGCAUACAGUGGAUUUUCUAUCAUAUUUUGUUUCAAGUGUUUCUGUGGGGGCGGCGGCGGCGGCAGCAGCUGGGGCCGGGGCCACCUUCCUCAAAGUUAACUGCUGGUGUAUUGAAACACACAAACCUAUUGUGACAGCACUGAUGGACCACAAGCAGUUGAAUUUAAAGGCGUCCUCGCCCAAGGCCUGUCGUCCGCUCUAAGGUGUGGAAUAAAUGUUUGCUUUAAACUUGAUCUGAUUUCAAAAAUUUGCAACCAACCAGACUUUGGAUUUUGGGUCACCAAGGAGAAGAAAACUAAAAUGGCACACGUCAUUGUAAAGCUUUUUCUACUUUGCGUUCUGCUUGAAGGCAGCCUGUGUCAGGAAUGGGCGACUAUGUUGCCGUCGUCCGUGCAGGGCGUGAGUGGUUCAUGCGUUCGAAUUCCCUGCAGAUUGACGUCACUUGGAGGUUAUGAUCUGGAUUUGGACCGCACUUGCGCCGCCAUUUGGAGGCGGGGCUCCAGCAGGGGGCGCUACGUGUUCGACUCCAGACGCACGAGGGAGGAGAGCGCCUCCCUGGACUACCUCCAGGGACACCUCACCGGAAAUUUACAAGAAAAGGACUGCAGCACCAUCCUUGAGGACGUGACGUCCAACCACAACGACGAUUACUACUUCAGGCUGGAAUGUGACAACCGGCUCAAGUUCAACUUUGCCCAGAGCGUCCUGUUGGAAAUUCAAGACUCAGCACCCCGGCCCACGAUCGCCCCCGCCAAGGGCGAGGUCAACGAGGGUACGCCGAUGGCUCUCGAGUGCUGGGCCCCGGCUUCUUGCCCAACGCUGCCGCCGUUGCUGACGUGGACGCCGCAGCUGGGCGCCGUCUCGCAGGCACGCGUAGAGGCAGAGGGCCAGAGGCCGGCCAGGGUCACCGCAGUCAUGAAUUUCAUCGCGACCUACCGACACAACAACCUGAAGGUCACCUGCAGCGCCGCCUACAGGAGACAACCGGGACGUACUGAGCUGCUCACAGAAAGAAGACGGAUGCUUGAAGUUUUGCAUGGCCCUAAGAACACAUCAGUGAGCUACUCCAGCCCCGUGAGGGCGGGCACCUGGGUCACGUUGACCUGCGACACGCUCGCCAACCCUACUGUAUCUGCCUACGCGUGGUACCAAGUGGACGCCGGUCAGGUGACGUUCUUGAGAAGAAGUAAGCGAUACACUGUCGCCGCCACGGAAGACCCGCCCGGUUUCUUCUGCUGGGUGCGCAACACGUACGGAGAGCAAAAUUCAUCCGUCAUCACCUUCGAUGCACAAUUCCCUCCCAAGGACACCACGGUGUCCGUGGAGCCGCCUGGCGCCAUCCUGGAGGGCACCCCGCUGUUCCUGCUGUGCGAGAGCCGAGCCAAUCCGCCCGUGUACAACUACAGCUGGUCCGUAAACGGCGGCGAGGACCUGGAGGUAGGGGACCUCGUGACCCUGGACGCCGCCCGGCCCGGACACAGCGGCGAGUACCGCUGCAAGGCCAAGAACUUGCUGGGCGAGCAAACGUCUGCCGGCGUUCAGUUAGACGUUCAAUAUCCCCCUAAGAACACGACAGUGUCUGCGUGGCCACAAGGCUCUUUACCCGACGGCAGCGCUGUGACUUUAAGGUGCGCGAGCGUGGCCAACCCGCCAGCCGCUAACGUCACCUGGUACCGGGUGAACGGCGGGGAGAGGACGCUGAUGGGCACGGGACAGGAAAUGACCUUCAACGUCACCAAGCUGUCGCAGGACAAGUUCUAUUGUGAAAAUGUCAACGUUCACGGGGCCCAGUCGGCGCAGCCAAUCGCCUUUGACGUCACGUUCGCACCAGAGAUCCUGAGAUCCUCCUGUUGUCAGGACGUGUUAGCCCAGACCAGAUGUUCCUGCGUCAGCCAGGCCAACCCGCCGCCCUCCCUGCACUGGGAAUUGUCCGGUGUGCUCGUCAAUCAUUCCGACCGACAGCCCAUCACGGAGGAAGCCCUGGACAACGCCACCCGGAGGAGCAUCAUCAUCAUGCAGCGCUUGAGCGGUGAAGAAUUGGAGUCCUCGCUGGUUUGCUUCAGUUCCAACCCGCUGGGAUUUGACAGUAUCGCCUUCAACAUGUCCUCCCCUGCCGCUCAGAUAGAUGUGCCGGUUCUGGUUGGUUCUGCUGUGGGAGUGAUUACCAUGCUGAUCUUGAGUCUCCUGCUGCUCUUGUACAUUUGCAGGAAAACCAAAGGCAGCUUCCCAGCCAGCGAGAGACGAGCAGACAACGCCGCAGACUAUUUGGUCACCAAUGAGAGCAACACUUCCCAUGUCAACGCCAUUUACGCAAACGACUUGGCCAAGGAGGCGGACGACGAGCAGUUGCACUACGCCCACGUCAACGUGGUCAAACGGAAGUCGCUGGACCACGACGAGAUCCGAGGACUUUCCUCCGUCACUGGAGAGUACGCGGAGAUACGACUGCGCGCCGCUGGCGAAAGCGACCAAAAGACGCAACCGGAACCAGAGGAGGAAAAGGUGGCGGACGUUCCAUCCGCGCAGGAAGUGGCGAGCGACGACGUCGCGGCCUCGACAGAGUCCAAGAGUGACGGAAAUGCUCUCUAGACAACCUUUGUUUGGUUGGCUUUACAACUGUGGAAAGGCAAAUAGUUGUAAAGAUUCUUUUGUUCCUUUAUAGAAUUAGAUUUGUCUCUUCUUUUUUUUUUUUUUUUUUUUAUGCAUUGCCAGUAACCAAAUGUACACCUUUUGAAGUGUACAGGCUUUCAAAAGUAGCCAUAUAAACAAAGCUGGGAAAAAUGUCAUUUCCCAUUUUUCUGGUUUUACACUUGGCAAAUAGAAAGCUGAAUUGGAGCUAUUUUGCUAUUCGUCUACUUUGCUCUCUUUGGAGAACUCGCCUUUCUCCAGAUCUGUAGCAAAAUGCCCUAUAAAGUUCUUCAAGAAACAAA
Molecule: messenger RNA, 3503 nt
Organism: Syngnathus acus (greater pipefish)
Lineage: Eukaryota; Metazoa; Chordata; Actinopteri; Syngnathiformes; Syngnathidae
Product: B-cell receptor CD22-like
Exons: 11
Coding region: 874-3162 (762 amino acids)
Source: RefSeq, a predicted model, not a curated record